UUAUGUGACAUCGACAUGCUCGACUAUUAUUAAUUUUUAGGAUUGUUCAAUACUGGUGUGAUUGGUGCAAUUACUUUUUAAUAGUGCUUGAUUUCACGUUGCUCAAAACAAAAAAAUAAUUUCGGUAUGUUGCGAGGAAUCCUUUCGAAAACCGCAAAAACUUUAAUUUCGCUCAGAUAUGUAGGGAUAGUCAGUAAUCAAACUUCAGUACACCCCAUAACUAGCAAAGAAUUGCAACCGCUCGGAACGAGUCAUCCACAAACUGAAAGCUAUCUUAAUAUUCUUAAGAAUGCUUCUGAUGCCAAAGAAGUUCUGGAAUUCAUGCCGGCCCUUAACAAGCGAGAUAUCAACCGACAAACAGUUACGCUACCAGCAUUAAAAACACUUUUCGAACUGCACAAACAAGGCAAAUCCAGCAUUGAAUGCAAGGACGUUCUGAACCAUUCACGCUUUGCAGAGCUCUGUAAAGCGCUCAAGUACGAAUCCCGAUCAUUUAUAAUAAACGACAUCACGGAGAGUCUCAAGAUACUGACCUAUUUCGGAGUUCAUUCCAGCAGUGAAAUCAUGUCUGUUUUGCUGAAUCUGCUAAGAUACCAAAUCAACGAUGUAACACUGGAACACAUCGUGUUUUUGGAUUUCAUUUUCAAGAAAAUGGCACGAAGUCCGUUGAUUGAAGCCUUACAACUGGCCCUGCCAAUGCUAUUGGAAAUUCAAAUAUCCUACAAAAUGGACCACGAGAACGUUCAGCAAUUGGUAGACUUAAUGGGAUUUAUUGCGCAACACAAAGUGUCGAAUCGUUGUAUUACUAAUGUAAUCAGUGCACUUACAAUCCACGGCACUAAGCUAAGCAGUCAACAAGCCUCUGAUAUUCUAAUCGCGAUGACUAAACUUGAGAAUAUUGAAGCAAUACAUGCGAAAUUGCUUGAUAAUGUAUUCGAAGUGUUGACCCGAGGCAUCAAUGAAAUCAGUUUCAAAACCAUCGACUUCAUUGUGAAGAAGCUAGUCGAAAAAAAUUUGGACAAAAAUCCGAUGUUUUACAACGAAGCUUUCCUCAAACGUUGCUCACAAUUUAUUGUCGAAAAUGAUCUCGGCCUUAUGAAUGCGUUAUUUUUUCAAAAAAAGUUGAAUAAAAUUAGUUAUUUGCACGUACCACUGCUAGACUACAUAGCCCUAAAUGCCCACAGUCUAUCGAGCAUUCCAAAAUCUGGCAUAAUCACCAUUGUUGCAGCUUUUUCCACGGCAAACUAUAAGCCUCCCAACUGGGACGCCAUAAAGUUGGAAAUCCAACGCCAUUCUACUAUAUCUAACAAUUCCAUUCCGUGGAUCCGUUACAAUUUGGAACUUCUCUCGUUGGACAUAUUCAACGAACAGUUGCUCAAGCAUUACCUGGAACCUUCCACUCUGGAAAAGAGCAUGACACGGAACAGCAUUGUGGAUCACUUGCAGCUUCUGGAACUAGCUCAAGCUGUACAAUUGCUAUACCCGGAGUAUAGUGGACCCUUGCCUGAUGUCAAAUAUCUGGAUAAAGCAUUGGAGCUACAUUUCGAAAACGUCAAACUACCGCUACAAAAACCGCUGGAAUUCGCUUUCGGUGGCGAGGGUAGUGUUUUGUCCCACGUCAUUUCGGCCUAUGGGCAGGUUCUAGACCACGUGAUUGUGUUCGACCGAAAUGGGGGAGUCAUCAAGCAUCCAGAUCUAGCUGAGGGUAAACGUGUGCGGAUAGAGGAGCUACUCGGCGAAGGAAAUCGACCGCUAGUCGUCUUAUGUCUUCCGAAAAGCUUCUAUGCUUUAAACAUCAACCGGCUCCGCGGAAGAUUCGCAAUGUACAUUCGAACCGUUGAGGCUUUGGGCGUUUCUGUUGUACCUGUGUCCUACCAGAUGUGGCUCAACCUACCUGAAGCUGAACGGAUACCAUUCCUGGAGAGGGAGAUACGAACCAAACUUAAGAAUUAGAAACUAAAUUGAGUUCGAAUGUUAAUAAACGACACACUGAUAGAUUACAUUUUA
This is a messenger RNA of Topomyia yanbarensis, 2007 nucleotides long. RefSeq lists its product as uncharacterized. The coding region runs from base 127 to 1953 and encodes 608 amino acids. The record is from RefSeq and is a predicted model, not a curated record. Lineage: Eukaryota; Metazoa; Arthropoda; Insecta; Diptera; Culicidae. The transcript is spliced from 2 exons.